CAUAGUUUACGAAACAUCAUGGCGGCGCUCUUGGGUCGGCAGUUGCGGAAAAUUCCCAGCGCUUCUUUUCGGGGAAUUCUCAGUCAAAAUGUCGUCAAUCGCUCGCCUGUUAUUGCAUGUUCAAGAGGGAAGCAAUGGCAGCCAGAAGUGAAAGAUGUGGAGCAAUACGCCAAGGCCGUUAUGAUGCCAGAUGAGGUCACAUCCAAGUGGCCAGCACCCCCUUGGGAUGAUCGGGAUAAAAUGCCGGAGAAAGAAGUCUCCAAUCUGGUCAUCAAUUUUGGUCCGCAGCAUCCAGCUGCCCACGGUGUGCUGCGUUUGGUUCUGGAACUCAGUGGGGAAACUGUCAUGAGAGCCGACCCUCACAUUGGUCUUCUCCAUCGAGGUACCGAGAAACUCAUCGAGUACAAGACGUACCUCCAGGCCCUACCGUACUUUGACCGUCUUGAUUACGUCUCCAUGAUGUGCAACGAGCAAGCGUACUCGCUCGCUGUGGAGAAGUUACUCAAUAUUGAUAUCCCAGAGAGGGCUAAGUGGAUAAGAGUGUUGUUCGCUGAGAUCACACGCAUAGCCAACCAUAUCAUGGCAGUUACGACUCAUGCUCUGGAUGUAGGAGCCAUGACGCCAUUCUUCUGGAUGUUUGAGGAGCGUGAAAAGACGUUUGAGUUUUACGAGAGAGUAUCUGGGGCUAGGAUGCAUGCCGCUUACAUCAGACCGGGCGGAGUCCAGCAGGACAUGCCCCUUGGCUUGAUGGAUGAUAUCUACAAGUGGGCCCAGAACUUCUCUCUAAGAAUCGAUGAAGUUGAAGAGAUGCUAACCAAUAACCGCAUCUGGAAGGACAGACUGACCGAUAUUGGGGUUAUAUCGGCAGAGGAUGCUCUUAAUUAUGGAUUCAGUGGAGUGAUGCUCCGAGGAUCAGGGAUCAAGUGGGAUCUACGUAGGACCCAGCCAUACGAGGUUUAUGAUCAGCUGGAGUUUGACGUACCAAUCGGGACACACGGAGACUGCUAUGAUAGAUAUUUGUGUCGUGUUGAAGAGAUGAGACAGAGUCUCCGCAUCGUUGAGCAAUGCCUCAAUAGGAUGCCUCAAGGAGAGAUCAAAAUAGAUGACAACAAGGUGUCUCCACCCAAACGAGCAGAGAUGAAGGAUUCAAUGGAAGCUUUGAUUCACCAUUUCAAGCUGUACACAGAAGGAUACCAAGUGCCACCAGGAGCAACGUAUUCCGCUAUUGAAGCUCCUAAGGGUGAGUUUGGUGUAUAUCUUGUGUCCGAUGGGUCUAGUCGCCCAUACCGUUGCAAGAUCAAAGCACCUGGUUUCGCUCAUCUAGCAGGAUUGGACAAAGUGUCCAGAGGUCACAUGCUGGCUGAUGCUGUCGCUAUUAUCGGAACCUUGGAUGUUGUGUUUGGAGAGAUUGAUCGCUAAAGACGUCAGAAGGUCAUCCAUAAGAAAACAGUUGUCUUAUUUAGACUGGGACAGGUUUUAAAGACUCAUCAAUUAUACAUCUUGACCUUUCCUUCCUGAGGGAGAACGCAAAUAUUUGGCCUGAAACAACCAGUGAAAUUCUUUGCACUCCUUAAAGUUGAUAGCAUGGGUUGAAUCAAAUCAAACAUACGGUGCAGUAGGAAACUAACAUUUAAUAUUGUACAAAGUGAAUUCCUAUGAUUGGGAAAAAAUACAUGUACUUUUCUGGACAGGCUUAGCUUUGAAGAAUGUGCAUAAAAUAGGUUAAAGUGAAGAUAUAAAUGUUCACAGAUUUGCAAACAACUUAAUGGUAUGAAGAUGUUUGAAAACAGUGAAAACAUUUAAGGAUUUUCCCACUUUUUCUUGCUACUCCAAUGGCCGAUUGAACUUAAACUUUCACAGGUUUAUGAUGUCAUGUAUAUGUUGGGUUUAACAUUAAGUAUGGAUACUGGUAUACAUGUGUGCUUUAACUUGCUCUCUGGAAAUUAAAGAAUUAAAACCAAGGCAAGAUAAGAAAGGUGUUUCGUAAAGUUGAAUAGGAAGCCGUUUUCUGCUGUUGACAAUGUAAAUAUUUAUUCUGGACUCUAUUUUGGUUGCCCCAGUAAACUUGAUUUGGGCUGACACUAUUAUUAAAGAGACCACACUCUUGUGAUCUACACAUAUAAAUGUAAUUACAAAAGGGAAAUAACAUCAUUGGAAAUUUCUGUAUUUUUCAAGAAAAUAUGGAGUUUUGGGGUAGGAUUUAUUUAUGAAGAAUCGGUUCAUCGACCUGUUUACUUUUAUAAGUCUUUGAAAAAAAGCCAUCCCGGACCUUGUAUUAAAAACACAGUUCAAAUGUUUUGAGAGACCAUCGCUUUAAAAUGAUACAAAAUGGCAAAUGCAUCUUCACUGUAGAAAUUAAAUUUAAAUUACACAAAAAGAAAUACUCGUGCUGUACUUUACAAAUUUAGUCAAACUUCAUAUGGAUUAGUUCGUAUUUGUUAAAAAAACAAAAAACUAAUAAACAUUGAUUUGAUUGAAGCAUAA
Molecule: messenger RNA, 2484 nt
Organism: Asterias rubens (European starfish)
Lineage: Eukaryota; Metazoa; Echinodermata; Asteroidea; Forcipulatida; Asteriidae
Product: NADH dehydrogenase [ubiquinone] iron-sulfur protein 2, mitochondrial-like
Exons: 13
Coding region: 19-1419 (466 amino acids)
Biological process (GO): mitochondrial electron transport, NADH to ubiquinone
Molecular function (GO): NAD binding; NADH dehydrogenase (ubiquinone) activity; quinone binding
Source: RefSeq, a predicted model, not a curated record